GGCAAUCCGUAGCCCGUCCUACUCUCGUUUAAAACAUGGCAGCGCCCGAAGAAGCUGAAAACGUGUUUGACGUGAUACUCGGGACAUACGAAGAGUUUCUUCUCGGAUACGCCCUUCAGAAAGGCAAAGAUGGACAAUUCAGACUGCAGCAGUUCUUCACAAACCACUCGCACCUCGGAUCAGUGCGUUGCGUGGCUGCGGGCGGCAAGUUCGUCGCGUCCGGCAGCGUCGACGAGACGAUCCGACUGUUCAACAUGCGAAGCCGCAGCGAAAUGGGCUCGCUCAUGCAGCACGAAGGUACGAUAAACAGCCUGCAGUUCUACAAGUCGAGCCACUUGUUCAGCGCCAGCGACGACAGGACCGUUUGCGUCUGGUGCACGGGAAGCUGGCAGUGCUUGAAGACGUUGCGCGGUCACAAGGCCGAGGUGCUCUCGCUUGCCGUCCACCCGAGUGGAAAGCUACUGCUCUCCGUCUCGAAGGACAAGACUCUGCGGACGUGGAACCUGGUGAAGGGGCGCAACGCGUACAUCACCAACAUCAAGGCCGUCGCCGAAUUCGUCCAGUGGUCGCCGGACGGCGCCUACUUUGUCAUUGGCGUUGGCAACAGACUCGACGUCUACAGCACGGAGAAAGCCGGCAAGGUGCACUCGAUCGACUUCGGCAAGCGCGUUGGCGCCGCUGCGUUCGUCUCGGACGACGUCGUCAUGCUUUCGGGCGAAGGCGGAAAUGUGGAGGUGCACAACGUCAGGCGCAAGUGCGUCUACCAAAUGUUCGCGGCGCACGCGAACCGAGUCAAGGCGAUGCAGGUCGUCAAAGUGCCAUUGGCGACGUUCUUGGUGACUGCUGGUAGCGACGGGUCGGUCAGGGUGUGGAACGUCGACCCGGACAACUUGGACGCGACUCCGAGCCUGCUGUGCGAGGUGCGGUGCGGGUGCAGGAUCACGUGUAUGGCGGUACACUCCGUCCACGACGAGGACAGUCGGCCGCGAAAGGCGAAGCGAAGGAAGAAAACAAAGAAUGAAGUUGACGUCGCGGGUGACAACGAACGAGCAGGUGAAGAUGCUAGUUGCAACGCCGAACAGGUAGAAAACAGCGAGGACUUUGAAAGUACCAAGCGCUUCGAUGAAAGCAGUAAUGAGCCGCCGCCAGCUCGGCAGGCUAAAAAUAUUUCUUUCUCUGAAAAAAUAGAAAUAGAACAACAUGAAAGUGGACCAGAGGAUGACAACGUUAACUCGAACGCUAGCGGCAACUUUGGGAAUGAAGGCGACGAUAAUGCUCGAGCAGCCGAGCAAACAACUCAUCUUCACGGUCACACAAAGCAGCGGGCACGAAAACGCAAAAGGAAGGCUGCAAAGCAGGACCCCGUGCCUGCUGCCAAGCAGAUGAAAGUGUCUCCCAACAUUGAUUCCUCUCAAAAGGAGCAGGUUGUUGACACAUCGUAUUCCAAGAAUGCACACAAGAGAAAAAAGAAAGGCAGGAAAUGUAAUAAACAAGAAUAAACUGUUGC
Dermacentor silvarum is the source of this 1507-nucleotide messenger RNA. RefSeq names its product p21-activated protein kinase-interacting protein 1-like. Gene Ontology annotation, molecular function: protein binding. NCBI's taxonomy places the organism in Eukaryota, Metazoa, Arthropoda, Arachnida, Ixodida, Ixodidae. The record is from RefSeq and is a predicted model, not a curated record. Bases 36 to 1499 code for a protein of 487 amino acids. The transcript is spliced from 2 exons.